UAGUCUCCUUCAUAUCCAUAUUUCUCUCAGUGCGUCAUUUUGUUGGGGUUUCACACUGUCAAAUCCGUGUCUCUUUCUCUCUUCCUCGCUUUAAGCUUUCUCUGCGAAUCUCUGUGAAAAACACUCUCAGAACUCAACAAUGGCGAAACUGGUUCUGCUUCUAGCUCUUUGCAUUCUUCCGGCUUUGGCGCUCGCUACUCGCCCCCUCAGAAAGCCAUUGAUUGUACAAGGACGAGUUUACUGUGAUACCUGCCUUGCCGGUUUCGAGACCUCCGCUUCCAACUACAUCGCUGGUGCCAAGGUUAGAUUGGAAUGCAAAAACAGAAACACAAUGCAGCUCUUGUACAGCAAGGGGGGGACAACUGACUCUACCGGAACUUACAAGAUCACCGUAACCGAAGACCAUGAGGACCAGCUCUGUGAUGCUUUUCUUGUUAGCAGCCCACAAGGUGACUGUGCAAAAGUAUCCCCCGGACGUGAACGUGCCCGUGUCAUCCUUACCAACUACAAUGGGAUGGCAUCUGAAACUCGCUUUGCCAAUGCUAUGGGAUUUACCAAGGAGGAGCCUGCUGCUGGCUGUGCUAAUGUUCUCAAGCAGUACCAGGAGUUUGACAAUGAUGAUUAGAUAUGGUUUUGAGUUCCUAUGAUUAAGUUCAUUCGUAUAACUUUGCUUUGGUUAUGCUGUUUAUCUAUUUACUUAUUUAAUUAUAUCAUGGUUUGUUAAUCUCAACAUCUAGAGAUUUCUGAUUUUAUUUGUUAAUGGUAUCUAUUAAAAUCCUAAUUAUAUA
Messenger RNA from Ziziphus jujuba (common jujube), 788 nucleotides. Its product is annotated as pollen-specific protein C13. The transcript is spliced from 2 exons. Bases 140 to 625 code for a protein of 161 amino acids. Lineage: Eukaryota; Viridiplantae; Streptophyta; Magnoliopsida; Rosales; Rhamnaceae. The record is from RefSeq and is a predicted model, not a curated record.